This is a messenger RNA of Mytilus trossulus (common blue mussel), 11444 nucleotides long. RefSeq lists its product as uncharacterized. Gene Ontology annotation, cellular component: ATAC complex. Bases 189 to 8438 code for a protein of 2749 amino acids. Lineage: Eukaryota; Metazoa; Mollusca; Bivalvia; Mytilida; Mytilidae. Gene Ontology annotation, biological process: chromatin remodeling; positive regulation of transcription by RNA polymerase II. The record is from RefSeq and is a predicted model, not a curated record. The transcript is spliced from 7 exons. Gene Ontology annotation, molecular function: protein binding; histone H3 acetyltransferase activity.
CGGGAAGUGUUUAAAAACUAAUGUAGGAAGUAUUUUUUUUGGUUUUGCCCAAUAGCGUACAUUUUUAUAUCUAAUUUGGAUCAAGGUUGAUCUCGAGAGGUUGAUCAUCUUUCACAUAAGUUAAGAAUUACUUGAUAAACAUGGAACAGUUAUAAUAAGAUUAUGUAAACACACUAGCAAGUACAAAGAUGCAUCACGAAGACCCAGUAGAAAACUCAGGUAAAAGUGACCAACGUCCGUACCAGAACUCCACAAAAGCCGGGUUUAAACAUUUAGAUCACGAGACGAAACAAAAAAUAAAUCAUCGUGUGAAAUCUCGUCCAGCAGAUAAAAUAAAACCAAAAGCAAAUUGUCGUUCAAAGGUUCAAACAAGCGUUUACGUUAAUGAUUUAUACGAACAACCUGUUUGCGAAAGUCCAGCUACUGCUUUAUCUGGAUCGAAUGUCCCAGGUUUACAGCAUACACUUUGGAGGCCCACUGGUGCCCAUACUAUACGGUCUCAUGCAUUUGCUCAAAGCAAUUCUUUUCAUGGCAAUAAUGAUGGUUUCAAUCGACCACUGGGCAGCAAUAUGAGUCACAACAGUUAUUCGUGUCAUAAAACCAACCCAGUUGCAUCACACUCAUCUUUAGAUCAAAGACAACAUCAAAAUUCUAAAGCUGGUUUAGUGGAAAGCUCUAUAAACCAUGGAUAUAGCAUGAAUAAUAAGUGUGAUUAUCCUCAAAAUGUUUUGGAAUCAGAUAGACACCAAUCGAUUCAACCUAUUAAUCAAUCUCAGAAAUUUCUAACUGCAAAACAACAACGCUGCGAUAUGUCAGCCAUGUGCCAAAAUUACCAGAGAAAAUAUGAAACUGCACCUUAUAUGUCUUAUACUGAUUACCUGAUGGAAUAUUCAAAAGCCUUAUGUUGUAUGCAGAAUGAAAUGUUGAUACAAGAUGAAAACCGUCGUUCAAAAUUAUCUACAAUAGAUGGAAACGAUUCAUUAUCAACACAAAGUAAAUACCAUGCGCACUUAAAUCAUAGUAAGAGUCAAAACCUUACUGGACGAAUACCUGUUGAUUGUAAAAGGUUAACUGAUGUAGCAAUAAAAACUCACCAGAACGAGGUAAAUACUUUAAACAAAAGUAGACUAUUACAAAACAAGCUAGGCCCUCAUAUUGUCUUAAACUCAGUUGGGUUGCCUGAUAGACCAUUUACAUUUCAAGACUACACACAUAUGGUGCCACAUAACCAAACAAUGAGCAGAGAAAAGAAUAGACACUUAGUUCAAGGUGGACAAUUAGUAACAAGUGUAAUGCAAGAUACAGAAGAUUCAAUAAGGAGGGUACCAUACAUUGUACCUAGAUGUAACUCAAAUUCACCUCAUUACCCUGCAAGAUGGACUUUAAGCACACGCAAUGAAAACGAAAGAAAGCACAGAAACAAAAAUCAGAUAAAAAAUUAUGAAAUGUGUUCAGAAACAAAAAGUUCAUGUAAUAAGGAACAGAUGGAUAAUGUCAACAAUAUAUGUGGGGGUAGUAAUGAAAUUUACACUAGUGAAAAUGCUGUUGAUGCAGUGACGCAAAAUGGCGUAGAUGACAAUUUUUCGAGUCAUCUGGAAUAUAGAAAAUCAGUAGUACCUUCAAUAAUGUAUCAGACGAUAUUCGAAAAACAAUUUUCACCAAAGCAAAGAAUGCUUCAAAAGUUUCAACAUGAAAUAAAAAGCCCAAAUACAGUUGCGAGAGAAACUGUUGACCCUGAUGAAGACGUUUCCAAGAAAACCACAUUUCAGCAUCAGAUUACAGUUGGGCAUCAACAAGCUAACGACCAGUUAAAUAAUUCUGAUUCAAUAUGUUUACCUUACGCUAUAAGAGAGAUUGGACAUUGUAAAGAAAAGCUUAUUGGAGAUUCAAAUCAUUUAACUCUAGAUGCAAGUAUCGAAGGUAGCUCAUCACUCACACAGGAAAACGAUCCGACUUCAAAAUAUAAUGAAAUAGCAAUUGAUAAGACAAACCACUUGAUUCUGGAGCCAGAGGAUCAGCUAAAUACGUCUACAAAAGCAACAGAAAUUAUGAUUGAAGAAUCCGUAGAAUCGAUCGAUGAAACAUUAAAAGAUGAUCGCACAAAAGUAUCUGAAAAACUAAGUUCACAGAAAGUUUUAACUUCGUCAACUAAGAUAAAGGAAAUUGUUGUGGAUUCAUCCGUAACCGAAGCAGUACCAACUGGAAACCAAAUGAAUGAAAACAAAGAAUCAACAAAUAUUGUUGACGAAACUAUUUCUGCGUCACCUGAUGAAACGUUGUCAGAUUCAUAUACUGUAGAAGAAUCGUUGCUUCUGGAGUCGAUACCUUUGUGUGACUCAAUCUCCUUAUCUUUAAAUUCAACUGUAAAUGAAUGGUCCGACGUACCAAUAACUGUAGGCGAAUCGGUUUCUGACAUUUUUGAACAGUCCGACAAGAGUAAGGAGGAAAAUGCUGAUACUUGUUCAAACGUAGAGAUGGCAGUGAUAGAAUCAAAUUCUGCCAUAAAAUAUACAGUUACGGAAAAGGAUGAAGCGAUUGCUACAGGGGAAUUAAAUAUAGAUGAUUCACAACAACCCGACAAUCAUAUCAAAUACUAUAUUAUUGAAAAUAUUGACGACAAAGACGAUAAUAACAAAUUUAUUUCAUUUCAACACCAGCUUUCGUUAGCUAAUAAAACAUUGGAUACAACAACCGAAAUAAGAGCAAGUGAAUUUAGUUCGGAAGUCAAAAAUGAUAUCGUAUCGUUAGAAAGCAAUAGUGUCAACAAAACAGUCUCAACAUUUAUCGAAUCACACAGUGAUCCACCAAAAUCAGCUGACGGUGUUGAACAUGUUGGCAAGUAUGACAACGAAAAAAACGAAUCUAAAACAGAACGUGUUGUUGAAGACAAUGGUAAUGAAGUGCUUUUACAAACAAACCCUUCAGAAGAGCCUGUUGAUGGGUUUAGAAAUAUGUCUUUACAGACAGAAAUAUUAAACGUUUGCACCGACGGCCAGGUCGGGGAUGACUCGUUUUUCGACUGCAUAGAAACCGAGGAAAGCUCUUUUUACCGUACAUGUCUGGAUCAAGAUGAACCUUCAAAAACUGAUAUUGUAUUUCAAAAUCUUUCCGCACAAUCUACUUUAACCAAUGAACAAAACAGUUAUUUGUUAGAUGCAAAGAUAGGCAAGCCUUCAUCAGAUCAUGAAUGUUUCAGGUCGCUAGAGGAAACCAUUGUGCAGCACUUAAAUAAGAGUAUCGAAAUAAUUAGUCAAAGUCCACCUCAAACUGUCGAUUCAACAAAUAUCAUGCAAAUACAGAAAAAUUUAGAAUGUUUCAAUCAGCGAAUUCAAUCUGCACCAAAUGAUGAGCUUCCUUUAUCACAUUCUCGUAAAGUUAUUUGGGAUAUUUUGCAGUUAUGCGGUUCAUGUAUGAUAGUAUCACAAGUAGCACUCGAUCGAUUAAAAUCAUUGGUUGGUAAAACAGUUAAAAAUCAACUCGGGUUUUACCCAGAUAUGUUUAUCGAUACUUUAACUAUAUUAUUCAAGCAAGCAUCUAUCGCAUCAACCAUGGCUUCAAAUAUCAGUGACGAUCUUUUCUUUGAACUUUCAAGCGACAAUAGUGAUAAUGAUUCACUUAAAGGAACAGAGAAACCUCUUCUUACAGAUAGUUCACCAACACUACAAAAUAGUGAAUCUGUUGACAUAAGGGAUACUGACUCGCCUAUUAUAACAGAGAAACCUCUUCCUAAAGAUAAUGCACCAACACUACAAAAUAGUGAAUCUGUUGAAAAAAGAGAUACUGACUCGCCUAUUAUAACAGAGAAACCUCUUCCUACAGAUAAUGCACCAAUACUACUGCAAAAUAGCGAAUCUGUUAAAAAAAGUGAUAAUGAUUCAUCUAUAGCAACCGAAAUACCUCUUUCUACAGAUAUCAUACCACCACUACCAACUGGCGAAUCUGUUGACAAUAGUGACAAUGAUUUAUCUAUAGCAACCUAUAUACCACUUUUUUCAAAUAUCACACCCCCACUACCAAAUUGCGAAUCUGUUGACAAUAGUGAUAUUGAUUUACCUAUUGCAAUAGAGAAACCUUUUCCAACAGAUAGUUCACCAACACUACUAAAUUGCAAAUCUGUUGACAAUAGUUAUAUUGAAUCACAUAUUGCAAUAGAGAAACCUUUUCCAACAGAUAAUUCACAAAUACUACCAAAUUGCGAAUCUGUAGACAAUAGUUAUAUUGAAUUACCUAUUGCAGUAGAGAAACCUUUUCCAACACUUCAGAAUGGGGAAUCUCCUGACAGCAUUGAAAUUUUGUCAAAGCAAGGAAAUACAAUUAUACAGCAUGAACUAUCAUCUGAAUGUGCAAAAAAUGGAACAAUAACGUAUGAAAACAACAAACCAUCUUGUUUUAAUAGCAACGAGGUAGAUGUAUCUAAAAAGCACCAAAAUCCUGAAAUUGAAAUUAUUGAGGAUGAAUAUGUCGAUAGAGAAAAUCCAAAUGAAACAUCGAUAUCGUUUUCAAACACUCAAGAUCAGUCUAUUCUGAUUAAUGGUGAAAGUAGGGUUAGACCAAUUGAAACAAAAAUCUCGCUAACAAACACAAACAACGAUCAUAUUGAUUUGACAAAUGAUGAAACGAAUUUAGAUGACAUUUCGAAUAACAAGAAAAGCUUUGAAACAUCAAACGAUAAUGUGAAAGCGGCAGAACUUUUAAUUUGUGAAGGACAAAAGGAUAGUACAAUAGAACUUAAACCAAACAAAAGGACUAUGUUUACAUAUCGUAAUGAAUAUUUUGAAUAUAAAAGAAAACGAAAAAUCAAAAGGCUUAGCGAGACAACAGCACAUAGAAGCCGACAGUCUAAAAGAGAUUUCUAUUGCAAAAGACGACCAAGGUCAUCAAACUUCGGAAAUUCAAAGUCCUGUCGUAAAUUGAAGAAAGAUUUAUUUGAAUUAGGUUCAAAGGAUAUGUUUCAUGGAAUUAAAGUCCCAAGUUCUAUAGUACUGAACUACAAUGAAGCUAGUCAGUUCUGUUGUCAUGUUGUUUUAACAAGAACUCCUGUCACUCAUACAAAGUUGGUGUCACAUGACCGGAAAAGGUCUAUCUGUAACAAACAAAAAUCAAAUACAGAUAUAUGGAGAGAGACUAAUAAAGAUGCUAACCUUGCAAAACAUGAAAGAUGCUUGAAUAGAAGUUCGUCAGAUAGUAAUUUGAUUAGCAAAUUCCUUGAAAAUAGUUAUAAAGACAAUGAAUAUUCUAAGUCAUUUCAAUCAAAACUAGAAAAUGAUAUGAAAAUUGGACCAUCAAUAACUUCCAUGAAGUUUUCUGGAAGACCAGACACCGUGAACAGUCGUCCAGACAAUCAAUCAAAUGAACGAUCAGCGUCAGAACAUGAAACGAAAAAAGUAUACCAUUACGAUUGCGAAACAUCUAAUAGGAAAGAACACGAAAUUGAGCAAAAUAUAUGUCAAAUCUACUCUAUAAAUAGUAUGGAUAACUCUAACUCAUUACAUAACUGUUCAACUGAAAAUAUCUUACCAGCACAUUCAAGUCCAAAAACAGAAUAUGAAAUUGUAAAAAAAUAUCCUGAACUCGAUGGUUGUUUUAAAACUACACAAGAUAAAAGAGAAUCUCGUGCUCACCCAAAAUUAGUACCGGAAUUAUUUCUUAGACGAGUUAUGAAUAAAACGUUUAAUCCUGAAAAUGUUAACGACAACAAUGUGAACUCCGAUAAAAAGUACGAAAAGAUAUAUUCAAUAAAUGAUGAAGAAAAAUCAUCUGAAAACAUUUCCGAUUCCGAUAUUUCUUCCAAGGAAAAUGAAGAUGUCGUGUUUAAUGAUAAAUCGAGUGUUCAGUACGAAGUUUUGAAAGAAGAGAAAAAAAUUGUCGGUAAUAAGGAAAAUGAUAGAUCACAUGUUAAGAACCAUAAACGAAAUAAUACAUUGCCUGGGAAACCAACAUCUAAUAUUCGUUCACACAGAAAAUUAUCAUUUGAAGAAGAAAUAUCUAGGCUUGAUUAUUCUAAUUCAAGAAAGAAGUCUGAAAAAGUGAAAACUUCUGAUAAAGGCGAUGGCUCGCUUCCGUUAGAAAAUGCAAAAUGUUCAAAAGAAAAGAAGAGAAUGAAUGGAGGUAGUAACACAUUUGCUGAGAGUGAUUAUAUAACUGAUAAAAAUAGUGCUUGUAAAAGACAAAAUCAUAAUUCAGCAACAGACAUGUAUAGUUUUAACAAAAGUAACACAUAUGAUAAGUGCAAAAGUGAUGACGCUAUAAACAAAACUUGUGCAAAUUUGGUAGCAAAUAAAAAGGAUGUCAAUGCCUUAGUUGAACAAAGACACAGAACAAGAAAACAUAAAAAGAAAACAAAACAUAAAAAUAACAAAGAAAUGGUCACGUGUUCACCAGUCAAGCAGGCUUCUUGUCCUCAAGAUCAUUUUGAAAAGUUGAAGAUGUCUUUUGAAAGAAAUAUUGGCAGUGACUUACCAAAAUGUCAGAAUCAAAGUUUUGUUAAGGGGCUUGUGACAAGUUUGCGCGAGAAAUUAUGUAACCAAACACCCAUUAAACCAUUAAAAAAAGUGAAUACACAGUCAUUCCUAAAUGACAGCGAAAAUCCUGCAGAAUCAUUCUGUAGAUCUCAGUUAAAACGCACCCUUUCUUGUACGAGAGAACAAUUGUCUCAUGAUACCCAGAAAAUAAAGGCUAUUGAUAAAAAUGACAAUAAUAAUGACAAUAAAAAGCAAACAUUAUCAAAUGAUGGUCAGGAAGACGAUUCAAAUGGAAAAACUAAUACAAGUCAAAUCCAAGAGAACAUAGAAGACAUGGCCAAUAAAAAACAACGACAAGAUUGUGCUACAAAGAAGAGUAAGAGGGAAGAUAAACACAUAAAGCUUCAGUUAUCUUCCAAAGACAAAGACAGAAAAGACUUCAGACCAAAUGCUACAAAAAAAUUGAAAAUGCAGAAGUCGACAAAGCGGUUGUCUUCAGAGCGUAUUCCAUCAAGUCAGGGUAGUCCUACCAAAAAAAUUAAGAUACGUAAUAAAGUGAAGGAAUCGUGUCUAAAUGAAUGCAAAGGCAAACGACAGCACAAAUCGCAGAGCCAACAAGAAAGCAAUUUAAAUUCAAAAUCUAGAAUGACUAUUGAAAAUAAAGAAACAAGCAAACAAUUAGAAAAUCUGGUUUGCGAGCGUACUGUUCAAAGAGUAUUUCAGGAUCGGAAAGAAGAAAUCCGAAACUGUCGUCAUAAACAAGAACCGAAUGAAAAACCCAACGAAUCAAAUAAAUCACAAGACGAUGUAGGUGAUACCAUAAACGGAAAUUUAAAACAGACCAGCGAACAUUCACGAUAUGUAUCGACGAAACAGGAGAAUGAGAUAUCUAGGAUUGGAAAAUGGUCAAAGCUGUCAGAUAUUUAUAAUGUCCAGCCGUUAGAUACAAGCGAUGAAGAAGAAGACCACACAGCAGAUACCAGCAUUUUGUUUUCACCAAUUCGAUUUCAUACCGAAUCAGGCGAUGAUCUGCCGUCUUUAAGUCUUCCUUCUAAGAAGUGGAAAAACAACAAGCACAUUGCUAAAAGAUGCCACAGAGUUGAUAUGAAUACCCACAAAGAAAUUCAGAAAAUUUUACGAGAGGUGGUGCCUCUGACUUGUAACGAUGGUAAACAAAAUGAUGCCGAUGAUGACGACGAUGACGCUAAAACGGUUACCGAUUUCAGUUACUUAGAACCAAAACAGAAAGUCAAACUAAGGAAAAGAUGGAAUAAAAUUUGUCUUACUAGCAAGAAAUCACAAAUAUACUCACCUCAGGAAUAUUUGACGGCUGCAGGAAGCAGUGUUAAUGAACAAGUCGAUGAGAAUGUUUUGCAACCAUAUUCCAGGAAUGGCUCGUCGUCAAAGUGUAUAGAUAGCAACGUAAAGAGCCAUGCUAUUAACAGUGCAUUUUUGUCAAGCUGUGAAGAAACAGACAAUACAGAGCAGUUAAUAGAGAAUGAUUUGCCCUCAACCUGUGCAGAAUUCAACACUAAAGAACAGUGUUGCAAGAAUGGGUUACAAACACAGUGUUUAUCAAAGAAAAAAGAAAUUGAUCUCAUAACAUCAGAACGAGAAGUAAUACCUUCGCACAGAAAGAGAGGACUUGUUUGUGUUCAGGAAUGUUUUACUGUGUUAGACAAAGUUUAUAACCACAAGCUGAGUGAACCUUUCCGUGAGGAGGUAAAAUCUAAUGAUGUACCUGACUACUAUAAGACUAUAAAGAGAGGAAUGUGCUAUGACAUGGUCGCUCAUAAGUUACGUAACGGUUUCUACAGUCAGAUGGAGGAAUUUGUGGAUGACAUGAGAUUAGUUUAUAGUAAUUGCUACCAGUACCAUGAGAAAAAUAGUGAUAUAUAUAAGGCUGGAGUUGAAAUGGAAACAUUUUUUGAAAAAAAGAUGUUAGAGACCUUUCCGUCCUUCAAAACGUCCGUGUGAUUACAAAGCAAUAUAAAGCUAGCUGUAAAUCGAGCAAAUUUUUUUAUUUUUUUUUUAUAGUUUUUAACUUUUUUUAACGAUGUAAUUGUUUGUAAUAUUUAACGUCAUUUUCUAUAUAGUUUGAAAAAUAAUGCAGUAACUAUGUUUUAUGCAAGCAGGAAACAUUUAAAGUGACGUUUUUAUGAUUUAAAAAAAGUAUGAAUUUAGCAAUAGAAACUUCCUGUAUGAUGAAUUGUUUGUUUGUUAUAUGUUUUGUAAAUCAUUUAUUUAGACAAAAGGCUUAUGCUGAGUACUUGUUGAAUACAAGUACUUCCGGUUUCCUGCGAGGAAGUAUCGUUAAAUACAAUGGGUAAAAUUAACAUCAUAUUCAACUGAUAAAAUUGAACAUGUCAAUUUAAUAUAUGAAUAAACAAUAUUCCAUUAUUCAAGUAAUUUCAAAGUAACAAUUUCGAAACAUGAAAAAUCUUGUGAGUUACAAUCUUGUGCUGUAACCAAGCAAACGCUCACAACAGUCAUUCUUUCUGGUCCUAAUAGUAAAAACGGUUAUUGGAAAUGUGUUGUAAAAAAAAGACCAUCGUCGACUGUUUUUUUAUCAGAUAUAAUCUAAAAUGAUCUCGAAGAAAGAAAACUGAUAUUAUCAGUUAUGUAUUUUGUUUUGUUUUAUGUAUCUAAAUGUGUAUAUAAUUUUUGUUUUAUUUGAUGUCACAUACAAGUUUUAAUAUUACAUGUACAAAGCCUUUUAAUCAACUUACAAUAUUAAGUUAUCGUAUAUCCUUGUACCGCAGGUUAUGAGUCGAACUUUAAGUGUGUUGGAAAUGAUAAUGACUCCAAGGAUUGAGACAGCUAUUUUUCAAUCAAAAAAAUAUUUCGAAAGUGAGUUUUAACUCACAAUUUUUAGUUACAACUGAUCUUUACCUGUUGUCACUCAGGUCUCUUUCUAUAUAAUAAAUGGAGUUAAUAUCAGGGGUUGAAGUCAUAAAACUUUGCUUAGUGCUCGGAGCACAACAAUCAUGCUCGAAACAUGAAAUCCAGCAUCUUCAUUGGUAGAUUUUUGAGUAAGAGUAAAAAAAAAAGAAUUUGAAUCUAUUUCAAUGUUACCAUUCGGUGCUAUUUAGAGCUUAAAAUAUUCGUGGGUGUUCGCCCAUCUUUAAAAACAUACUGAUUUUCAAAUAUAAGUAAAUUUUUGUUGUUGGGUUGCUGAAGUAAUGUUUUUUUGUAAUCAUUUAAAUGUAGAUAAGUAUACAUUACUAAUGUAUCAAAAGUUUAAAAGUGUCCCAACAGACGUGGUCCCAUUUUAAAGUUUGAUAACUUUUUUAUACAAAUAUAUGCAUAAUUAAAUUUGAAAGUUCGGAGAAAAAUUCACACAAAGUGCUCAAUUUAUUUUUGUACAUAGAUCUCAAAUGUGCCUGAAUAUAUUUUGAUAUUUUUUUGGUAUUUGAUCUUUAUCAAUAUUGUAAAUACUUUUGAUGGUUAAUCAUAAUGUUUCUUUCGUUGUUCUUUUUAAUAUUGGGUAAUGUUUGUAAUUCAUUAGUUGUGUACUUAUUGUUGAAUAUUCAUUGUUUAAUUUUAAAUUUAUCAUUUCUAUAAUAGAAGAAUAACAUAUAUUUUAUAUAUAUAUAGUCGAAUAGUGAAAAGUAGUAUUUAUAUAAUUUUAGUAUGAAAUCGUUAUUUGCAAUGUCAUAUAUUUUAUAGUUACAAUUGUUUUUGAAAAGGUUAUGAAAUUUAAUUCAAAGCUGUUAGAAGAUAGUUAUUCAAGUUUUCCUUGUUAGUAACCACUUUCAAAAGAAAAAAUACAUGAUAUUAUGGACAUACAUGGCAACGGUGUCUUUCCUUUACCAUUAAAUCAUUGGUUUGAAAAUAAAUGGGUUUUAUUUAAUUUGUACUGGGACAUCAUCACAAAAAAUUGUGUCCUUGCUAUAUCUCUUUAUAUAACUUUGGCGAUUCCUGUAAAAACAGUAAGUCGUGUUAACUUUGUAAACAGCAAAAUAUUGUGAAGAAAAUAAUUUAUCAAAAUAUGGUUAAAAUUGAAUAUUUUUCAUGCAUAACUGAAAUAUGAUAGUUGUUGCUUAAUAAAUACAUACCUAAUUGUUACAAACACUAACCUAAAUUCUUAACGAAUAUUACUUGUUAUUGUGUGCCUUAAUAUUGUUACAGAUGAAAAUCUAACAAACAUUUGCUGUGAUACCAGCUUGACUCUGAUUUUGUAGUUUUGUAAUCUUUUUACAUUCAACAUUCACCUUUAGUACUAUUUUAAAACACGAAAUCAUUGUUUAAGUAUCUAGACCAUUUAGUUGUUGUUUCAUAUGGUUACCAAUUUUGGUGCCAUCUUCGUGUAUUGAAAAUUGAAAUAAGUCCAAAUUUGUAUCAAUCAUCUAUAUGUUUUACCUUAACCCAAACCACUCAUAAUUUUUACGCACAAUUAAGGAAAUUCUUAAUAAAGGUAAUCUUUGAUGCUAGUCAUUCAUCUAUUUGAACAUAUAUUUACCUUUAUGAAAAUCUUACAAUAGUUGACCACUAUAGUCCCUGAAACAAAUCCUUUCCUAAGUUUCAAACACGAAAUACAGCUUCCAUAGUUCAGCUGGAGGGAAAUGCAGAAUAAAGUGCUUAUAUGAAAGCAGUUAUAACGUUCUCGUGAAAUGUUUGUAUGUACCUGAAUAACCCAUGCGGAGUGAAAAAUAUAACUGAUAUUAUAUUCUGUCGCAACUAGACAGAGUGGGUUUUUUCAUAAAUAGUAGUUUAAUUUAAUAAGAACUGCAUAAUUAGUUAAGUACAAAAAAGUUUUAAAAAAAAUGUAUAAAAAAAUCACCAGUCACUUCAAUUUGACCUAAACUUCUAAAUUCUUUUGUCAAUCAUUCUGUUAUUUUUUAAGAUACAUCUUUUGCCUCUGCAUCAUUUGGUCUUAUUUUUUUGUAUAUUUACUGUUAUUUAUUGCAGCUGCAGCGAUGCCUAAAUGAUAAUAUUUUAUACGUUCAUGUUUGUAUUUUGUGGUAUUUUAAAUAAAAUUAU